Molecule: messenger RNA, 2400 nt
Organism: Poeciliopsis prolifica (blackstripe livebearer)
Lineage: Eukaryota; Metazoa; Chordata; Actinopteri; Cyprinodontiformes; Poeciliidae
Product: alpha-N-acetylgalactosaminide alpha-2,6-sialyltransferase 1-like
Exons: 9
Coding region: 97-1413 (438 amino acids)
Molecular function (GO): sialyltransferase activity
Source: RefSeq, a predicted model, not a curated record
UUCAACAAGGACUCUGUAGGGCAACCUCACAAAAGUCGACUUUGGUGUUUAGCUGAGAGGCAAAAAAAAUUAAAAAUCCUCCACUUUUCAGCAUUGAUGAUGGGUCGAUCAGUUCAACUGUGGUCUUUGGUGCUGGUGAUAUCGGCAACUAUUAUCUUUUUUAUGCUGUUCUUGGAAAACUCAGCAAGAGAAAAAACUUUAAAUUACAACUGGAUAGCUAUGUCAAGAACAUACAAAGCAAGUGGAGAAGACAAGCUGCUGCACACCGGUGAAUUAUUGCAAAAGAAGGGAGAGUUGACUGCAGCAAAUACAACAGCACUGACAUCUGAUCCGGUUGCAUCCACUUCUUCUGAAAUUCCCAUUCCUAUGAUUUUGAAAAAGUUUUUCAAGAAGCUUCCUCAGUGGAGUUUUGAGGAUAUUUAUAACUUGGAUGCUCCACCCAGACCUACGGCUUGUCCACAGUCUCUGCGUAACUCCAAGGACGAGGACUUCCAGAAAGCUUUCCUUCCCAACAUACGCAUGUUUCUGCACAAAGACAACUUCAACAUCAGAGAGUGGAACCGGCUCUCACAUUUUAAUAAUCCGUUUGGUUUUAUGCAAAUGAAGCAUGAUGAUGUAAUGCCUGUUGUGAAGCUGAUCCCAAAGCCCAAAGAGCCGCUGCUCCUCCCAAAACCAGGCGGGGACGGCUGCGUCCACUGCGCCGUGGUGGGAACGGGUGGCAUCCUGAACGGCUCAAAGAUGGGCGCCGAGAUUGAUGCUCACGACUACGUGUUUCGGAUGAACGCCGCGGUGGUUGACGGUUAUGAGGAAGACGUCGGAAACAGAACAUCAGUUUAUGUUCACACUGCUCACUCCAUUACAGCAUCCCCUAUUUUUUACCACAAGUUUGGAUACAAGGCUGCUCCUCAUGAUGAGGGUAUAAAAUACGUCCUGAUUCCUGAGGGCUUGAGGGACUUUCAGUGGCUCAACGCCGUCAUCAAAGGAGAAAGAGUCUCUGAUGGGGAAUAUCGUAACAGGAACGCCAGGACCUACUAUUCAGGCCAGUACAAUGAGACCCGGUUUUAUGUCCUGCACCAGGACUUUCUGCGAUAUGUACGAAACAGGUUUUUAAAAUCAGACAAUCUGAAUUGGGGUUACUGGGCUAUCGUCCGACCAACCAAUGGGGCAUUUGCUAUUUUCACGGCUCUGCAUGUUUGUGACACAGUGAGUGCGUACGGUUUCAUGACUGAUGACUACAGUAAAUACUCCAACUACUACUUUCAAAAGUACCUGAAAACCAACGUAGUUUUCUACGCCAACCACGACUACAUUAUGGAGAAGAAUUUGUGGAAGAGCUUCCAUGAAAGAAAAAUAAUGAAGCUUUUUCAAAAAACUAAACCACAGGAAGAGACAGAAAAGCCGCCACCGCUCUGACACCCUGAAAGCAAGUCAAACCAUUUACUGUCCUGAUCAGCGAUUUUAAAAACAGGUUAAUACUGCUGCACUUUAAGAAUCAAUCAAUCAAUCAAAUUUUAUUUGUAUAGCACAUUUCAGCUACAAGGCAUUUCAAAGUGCUUUACAUCAUAAACACAAAACACAAAGGCAUGCAACAUAGAAUAAAAUACCAAGGUUUUUUUUUUUCUUUUCUUCCCUCUCUUUUCCCUUUCUUCCCCCUUCCCUUUGACACGGAAUUUAAGCGCCUGUUACCGCUGGACUCCGCCGUCCGUUUAACCACGGGUAUUCGCCGGGCCCCGUUCCCCACAACAGAAAAAAAAAAUAAUUACAUACAUAUCCACAAAAUCAAAUUCAUACAUAUUACAUUUCAAAUGCAACUCUAAACAGGUGGGUUUUUACUUGAGAUUUGAAAGAAGUCAGGGUUUCCACUGUUUUACAGUUUUCUGGAAGUUUGUUCUUAUUUUUUGGUGCAUAGAUGCUGAAAGCUGCUUCUCCUCUUUUGGUUCUGGUUAUGGGGAUGCAGAGAAGACCAGAACCAGAAGACCUGAGAGGUCUGGAAAGUUGAUACAACAACAGCAGAUCUUUGAUGUAUUGUGGUGCUGAACCAUUCAGUGAUUUGUAAACUAACAACUGUAUUUUAAAAUCUAUUCUUUGAGCUACAGGGAGCCAGUGGAGGGACUUUAAAACUGGUGUUAUGUCUCUAUUUUCCUGGUUCUAGUGAGAACGCGAGCAGCAGCAUUCUGGAUCAGCUGCAGCUGUUUGAUUGAUUUGUUGGACAGGCCUGUGAAGACGCUGUUGCAAUAAUCAAUGCGACUAAAGAUAAACGCAUGAAUGAGUUUCUCUAGAUCUGGCUGAGACAUUAGUCCUCUAAUCCUGGAGAUGUUCUUCAGGUGAUAGAAGGCCGAUUUUGUUACUGUCUUUAUGUGGCUCUGGAGGUUCAAGUCCGAGUCCAUCACUACUCCCAGG